CUAUUAUACUGAACCUACUCUACUCCUUUGAGUUUGAAAAAUCCUAUUUUUAUAAUUUAUAGCUAUUCAACGAAGAUAAGAGUAAUUGCGAUUUGACGACACUUGAGAGAACUGAGCUUGACCUGAACUGACCGGACGUCAGAGUCUGCAGACAUGGCCUUCCGGGACGAUCACACGGAAGUCACCCCUCCCUACUCCAGGGUCUUCGUCGUCUGCGGCAAACUCAAUGAGGACGACCUCAGACCUCUGUUUGAAAAGCACGGCGAAAUCGAAGACCUUUACAUACCCAGAGAUCGAAACACCGGAAACGGUAAAGGCGUAGCCUAUGUAAAAUACUUCAAAACCUCGAGUGCCGCCGCCGCCAUUGAAAAGCUCCAUCUUAAAAAAGUCGACAAGCACUCUAAACCUCUGAAAGUCAUGGUUGCUAAUCAAAAACAUGACACUGAUAUAGUCAGCGAGGAUAAAUACAAGCGCCUGUUCAUCAAAGUAUCGAGGCAAGCCUCAGAGAGCGACGUAAAACACCACUUCUCCGAGUUUGGUUGUGUGGAAUUCGUUAAGAUGCCCAAGGACAAAUCGACCAAAGAAAGCAAAGGUUUCGCGUAUGUACAGUAUAAGACGUUCCUUGACGCUGCGAAGGGGUAUGAAGGGUGCGAUCGCAAGUACAGACCAAUGUUCGCAACACCUAAAGAGGAGCUGCAACGUAGUAGAAGCGGUCAAGGCCAAGACAAUUCGAUGAGUGGAUGGCCGGUUAUGCAACCCGAAAAUAUGUUCUAUCCGCAACCGGUUUACCCUCAAAAUUCUGUGAGCUCCAUGAUAAAUACCCCAUCUGACGGCUACGUCUCGAUUAAUGUAACUUGCAGCCCUCAAGUCCCUCAGCAACCUCUCGAGCAACUCUUCAACAUAGUACCAGGAAUGCAAGAGUUCGAGUUCUCCGUCGACCCUUACAACGGCUAUUCAAAAGCGUUAGUCACAUACGCAAACGCGUCCGCGGCAGCAUAUGCCGUCGAAAAAAUCAACAACUAUCAGUUCCCUUCAGGCGAAAUUCUUACUGUGAAACCGGAGAAUCAGUUAAAGAGAGUGGCCAACGACUUGACUAAUAUGGUCGACGUUUUUAAGAAGUCUCUAGACGGGGGUGGUCCGAGCCCUAACCUCAUGGAGCUAGCUGAAGCCAUAGCUCAAGCGUCGUCGUUGAUUAAACAAGCGACUUCCAUACAAGUUGAGACUGGGCAUCACAUUGAUACCCGUGUUGAUCGUCCUCAGCUUGAUGAUUUUUGGAGCUCUCUACCGCCAUCGCAGCCGAUGCUCGAUCGUGACACCAGGGUCGCAAAGCGUUGCUUCAUAGUAUUCCAUCCUCACCCGCCUGCGCCCGCUUACUUAAGAGAUAUCUUCUGCCGCUUCGGAGAUCUGAUAGACGUGUCGACAAUAUCUAAUAAAACCUAUGGCUACGCAAAGUACGGGUCCAGGAGAGCCGCCGAUAACGCGAUGGCGUGUCUCCAUGGAAAGACUGUGAACGGGAUCAGAAUGAAGGUUCUGGAAGCCGAGGAGAAACCGCCGAGAGAUGACGAUGAUGAAAUGGACGGAAGACGGAAGAGAUCUCGGAGAGACGAUGACUAAACACUAUUUUUAAAUGAAAUUAGUAGUAGUGGUAUAGAUUACCGGAGCACAGAGACGACCAAAUAAUAAAGUGACUAGGGUCAAUUGCACCAACCACAUUUUACAGAAAACAGUGAACUGAGAAAUAUACCAUACAACAGAAUUUAACAGACUGUUUUGUGCAACCGACCUUUACGCGGUUAUCACACUUAAUGCUGAUUCGCACGUCACUCCAGUGUAUGAGUGUUAGGGGGCCUACCGCGAAAACCGAAACCCGCAUUUUGCGGGGAUCUUUCUCUUUUACUCCAAUGAAGGCGUAUUUAGAGUGACAGAGAAAGAUACCCGCAAUUUGCGAACUUCGAUUGUCGCGAUUAUAGCCCAUAUGUCCAGAAGCGGCGUGUGAAUCGGCAUUCAACUUUUACACCGCCUUACUCAAUGACAAUCCGAGUGUUUACUAUUUUAGAGACAAAACCAAUGUUUCCGUGAGGCCAUAAACGUAACAUAAAGCUGUCAAUAGAUGGUGGAGCUCCCCACACCGACGAAAAAUAUACGAGUGAAAGAAAGACAGUGAAACUAGACGUCUCUUGUUGUAGAGUAUAAUUUUUUUAGAGAAGAACGCAAUUUUGUCGAGUUUUUAUUGUUUUUCGUCCGUUUUACUUUCAGGAAUAACGAUUUUAUACUCAACGUAAUGCACACUCUAUUUUUUCAUUAAAACACAAUUCAUUCUUAAAUCCAUUUUGCUCGUAAUACAAAAAAUACCUAAAUUUAGGUAAUGCAAGUUAUCGGCCAAGAAAAUUGAUAUCUGAUUGUUUUUCCCAUUGGAAUAUCCUUUUUCGUAUUUGCAUGUAACUGUGUUUUAACGUAGGUUAAUAGUAGAUUUAAGGCCUAGAAUAUUAGUUUUAAUAUUAUAAUAAGUACAUUUGUAGUAACUAAAAUUAAAACAGAGUAAUCUUAGCCUCUGGGUC
Molecule: messenger RNA, 2558 nt
Organism: Cydia fagiglandana
Lineage: Eukaryota; Metazoa; Arthropoda; Insecta; Lepidoptera; Tortricidae
Product: RNA-binding protein 45-like
Exons: 2
Coding region: 154-1614 (486 amino acids)
Molecular function (GO): GTP binding; RNA binding
Source: RefSeq, a predicted model, not a curated record